Messenger RNA from Cavenderia fasciculata, 1995 nucleotides. Its product is annotated as putative protein serine/threonine kinase. The record is from RefSeq and is a predicted model, not a curated record. NCBI's taxonomy places the organism in Eukaryota, Evosea, Eumycetozoa, Acytosteliales, Cavenderiaceae. Gene Ontology annotation, biological process: protein phosphorylation. Gene Ontology annotation, molecular function: acyltransferase activity, transferring groups other than amino-acyl groups; ATP binding; protein kinase activity. The coding region runs from base 1 to 1995 and encodes 664 amino acids. The transcript has 4 exons.
AUGGAUACCUUACCAGUUGACCCUUUAUCAAAUUAUAAGCUAAUCAAAGAAUUGAGAGCUGGAGGUGAAGGAAAGGCCAUAUUAAUGGAAAAGGAUGGUCAAAAAUAUGUUUGUAAACAAAGAAUAUUUGAAAAUAUAUAUGAAGCCAAUGCUGGUUUAAAAGAGGCAUACUCUUUGGCAAGUAUUAAAAAUGAAAAUAUUAUUGCAUUUGAAGAAGUAUUCCUUAGAACUGUACCUGGUGAUGACCAUAUUUAUCUGUGUAUCAUCACAGAGUUUUGUUCAAAGGGUGAUUUGUUGGACUUUUUAUUUGAAUUUACUGCCGUUCAUGGAGGCCUGGAUAAAACAUUGGAAACAUCAUUACAUCUCGACUCGAAUUCAUCUACCACAUCCACUUCAUCUGCCACCUCAUUCACAGCCGACACUAUUGACAAUACACUUACCUCUGGUAGUAUUAGUAGUGUUGGAAGUGCAACUGAAGAUAUUAAACCACCACAACCACCAGUUGUCAUUAUCAACAACAAUAAUAAUAGUAGUCAAUCAACAACCCCACCACCACCAGCCAAACUUGAAGCACAGCUCUCAUUUCAAAUGAGUCUCCUUUCACAACGUAUCUCUGAAGAUCAACGAUUCAUAGUAUCUCAUGCCAAAGAGUUGAUUCAAAAGGUCAAAGAAAAGAAACCAUGUUCUCCAUCACCACUACCCAAAGAAUCCAGUAAACCAACUCUGACCGUUCCAAAUAAUAAUAAUAAUAGUAGCGAGGAAACCACAUCAUCAAGAUCAUCAUCUCUAUCUAGUAUAUCACUCGCACCCAUUUCAGAUACUGUCUAUAUUGAUAAAUCGAUAUUGAUCGAUUGGUUAACACAACUUUGUUUGGCUGUACAAUCAUUACAUCGUGAACAUUUAAUUCAUCGGGAUAUCAAGAGUGAGAAUGUAUUUAUCGGUGCAAAUGAUACCCUCAAAAUUGGUGAUUUUGGUUUGGCAACCAAAGCAAGCAGUACCACCAAAAAUGAAGGAAGAGUUGGAACAUACAUCUAUUCAGCACCAGAAGUAUUGAAUGGUAAAUCAUACGAUAGAUCAGCCGAUAUAUUUUCACUUGGUUGUGUAUUCUAUGAACUCAUUACACUCAAACUAUUGGUUCAAAAUAGAAGAUACUUUGGUGAAGAAAUAUUACAAGAUAAAUUUGAUAAAAUGAAAUUCCUUUCUGAUUUUCCACCUCAACAUCAACAUUUAGGACCAUUAGUAUUAAAAAUGUUGGAUGGAAAUAGUACACUUAGACCAUCGAUUGAAUCAAUCAUUGAUAAAUUAAAUGGAACUCAGAAAUUGUCAAGCAAGAAACUUACAACCAAUUUCAAUGGAAUUAGAAAACAAUUGGGUAAGGGAGAUGUCAAGGAAGCAUCUGAAGUUUUGGGAAGAGCUCUUUCAAAUGAUCCAAGAUUUAUUAAAUUAUUCCCACCCGAAGAUCCAGAUUCAAAGGAUAUUAUCUCUGAAUUUAUGAAAUUUACAUUAAAGGUUUUCUUAAAGAGAAGAGGUCAAAUUUGGGGAUACUAUGGUAAAGAUCAUAAAUUACAAAGUGUUUGUAUAUGGCAUACACCAGACCAGAAAAAGGAAAUCAAAAAGGCUGAUAUAUUGGUUGGUAAAUUAAAGUUUGUCACCAAAGUUGGCAUUUCUAAAUGUAGGAUGGCAGGUCAGACAAUGGGAGCAAUCAACGAUUUGAUUUCAAAGGAGAAUGGUGACAAGAAUUGGUUCCUUCCAUACAUUGGAACCGAUGACCAAUACAGAGGAAAUGGUGUUGGUACCUAUCUCGCCGAACCAGUUCUCGAGUGGGCCGAUCACAGUGGCUAUCUCUGCAAGACACUUUGUUUCUCAAAAGACAGUUUCCCAUUUUUCCAACGACUCGGUUUCGAAGUAGACAAGGAAAUUAAAGGUGGAUCAUUACCAUCUCAUAUCGAAGCUAUAUAUAUUUUAAAGAGAUCUCCAAGAGUUAUUUCAGAUUAA